Fukomys damarensis (Damara mole-rat) is the source of this 4444-nucleotide messenger RNA. It is a transcript of the gene Smyd1, whose product is annotated as SET and MYND domain containing 1. The record is from RefSeq and is a predicted model, not a curated record. Gene Ontology annotation, molecular function: protein binding; histone H3K4 methyltransferase activity. NCBI's taxonomy places the organism in Eukaryota, Metazoa, Chordata, Mammalia, Rodentia, Bathyergidae. The transcript is spliced from 13 exons. The coding region runs from base 603 to 2159 and encodes 518 amino acids. Gene Ontology annotation, cellular component: nucleus.
GCUCGCUCCACCCCCUCCGCCCGCCAUUUCCGUGCUCCUCUUCCUCGGUUCCAGCGCCUGAGUUCGGUCCUCAGGUCGCUUAGUCUUCUCGUGAGAGAGUGAAGAGCACGUGGAAUCGCUGUCUUUUGUGUGUGUGGGGGUGAAUUUAAAACCUAGUGAGAAUGAAAUGAGUCCGGAAGUCCCUGCAGAAUAUCUCAAAAGUACAUAAUCUCCUGCCUUAUCCGUCUUUCCUUUGUUAAGGCUUUUAUUACACAAAGUAGAUUAAUCGCAAUCCUUGGUCAUGAAACAUUGGCAUCAUUGGUCCAUAAAUGACUUUUCAGGUGAUGCGUAUACGUGAGUAACGUAUAAAUGCACGUACAAUGUACGCAUACCUCUCACCUCAUCCGUGUCCCAAAGAUCAGUACCGUCGUAUUCAUCGUUUCCUUCUUCGAACUCUCUUAAACAUAGGCACUCAAAUGAAAGAGACGGGCUGCCUGUUGAGAUCAUUAGGAAAGGAACACGUUUCCAACCCCUUGGAGUGGUAGAGGGCUCAUCUACAGCAAUGUGAUGGUGAAGGUCCGUGAAGCUCAAGUCUACCAUCUUAACGACCAUACCAUGGUGUCAUGUACUUGGGUCCAGAGAUUCUAGAAGUCCUCGGAAACAGAGAACAGCCAUACCCAGUGAAGAAUAUCCGCCCAUCCUGCAGAAAUGGCCGUAUCCAACUAUGCAUUUCAGUUCUGGAGGCCACAAAGUUCAAGAUGGAGAAGCUGCAUUUCUUUGAGAGCCUUUUUGAAGGCAUCACGGGUCAGGGGGCUCAUUCUUUCAUCAGGAACCCACUGCCAAACCUGGUGAACUUUGUGUGCCACACUUGCUUUAAGAGGCAGGAGAAGCUCCAUCGCUGCGGGCAGUGCAAGUUCGCCCACUACUGUGACCGCACCUGCCAGAAGGACGCCUGGCUGAACCACAAGAAUGAGUGCUCCGCUAUCAAGAGAUACGGGAAGGCGCCCAAUGAGAACAUCAGGCUGGCGGCACGUAUCAUGUGGCGGGUGGAGAGAGAGGGCACCGGGCUCACCGAAGGCUGCCUGGUGUCCGUGGAUGAGCUGCAGAAUCACGUGGAGCACUUUGGGGAAGAGGAGCAGCAGGAGCUUCGGGUGGACGUGGAUACGUUCUUGAAGUACUGGCCGCCCCAGAGCCAGCAGUUCAGCGUGCAGUACAUCUCGCACAUCUUCGGAGUGAUUAACUGCAACGGUUUCACGCUCAGUGACCAGAGAGGCCUGCAGGCAGUGGGAGUGGGCAUCUUUCCCAACCUGGGCCUGGUGAACCAUGACUGUUGGCCCAACUGCACAGUCAUAUUCAACAAUGGAAAUCAUGAGGCAGUGAAAUCCAUGUUUCACACCCAGAUGAGGAUUGAGCUCCGGGCCCUGGGUAAGAUCUCCGAAGGAGAGGAGCUGACAGUGUCCUACAUUGACUUCCUCAGUGUCAGUGAAGAACGCAAGAGGCAGCUGAAGAAGCAGUACUACUUUGACUGCACCUGUGAGCACUGCCAGAAAGGGCUGAAGGAUGACCUCUUCCUGGGGGUGAAAGAGGACCCCAAGCCCUCUAAAGAAGUUGUGAAGGAGAUGAUACAAUUCUCGAAGGACACACUGGAAAAAAUAGACAAGGCUCGAUUGGAGGGUUUGUAUCAUGAGGUCGUGAAGCUCUGCCGGGAGUGCCUGGAGAAGCAGGAGCCGGUGUUUGCCGACACCAACCUGUACACGCUGCGGACACUGAGCAUGGUUUCCGAGGUCCUCUCCUACCUCCAGGCCUUUGAGGAGGCUGCACACUAUGCCAGGAGGAUGGUGGAUGGCUACAUGAAGCUCUUCCACCCCAACAAUGCCCAACUGGGCAUGGCCGUGAUGCGGGCAGGCCUGACCAACUGGCACGCUGGGAACAUUGAGGUGGGGCACGGGAUGAUCUGCAAAGCCUAUGCCAUUCUUCUGGUGACACACGGACCCUCCCACCCCAUCACCAAGGACUUAGAGGCCAUGCGGGUACAGACAGAGAUGGAGCUGCGCAUGUUUCGCCAGAAUGAGUUCAUGUACCACAAGAUGCGGGAGGCUGCCCUCAACAACCAGCCCAUGCAGGUCAUGGCCGAGCCCAGCAAUGAGCCAGCUCCAGCUCUGUUCCAUAAGAAGCAGUGAGGACCUGGGAUGGGGAGCAACAUGGCACAGGGAAGAGAGUCUGCAUGGGGUGUGAUUCUCCAGAGAACCUUGAUAAGUAAAGCAGGGUAGUUCACUUUGUGCCCGAAGGGAAUGCACUGCCCUUGAUCCCUAAUGCCAGUUUGGUUCAACUUAUUUUAGUCCAGUUUAACUCUAUCUCAUCCUUUCAGAACUCCUGCUAUAAAUAUUUUAUUCAUUUCUACAUCGUAGCAUCCAAUAAAGGAACACAAAUAUAGUUGGAGGCAAAAUGUAAACAAAGCACAGUGUGAUUCCAAAUGGUGAACUGUAUGGAGAGAGGGGUAGUGCGGAGGAGGGUGUGUGUCUGGUGUGUCUGGUGCAUGUGUUAUGUGUGCUAUGGGGUAGUCACAGAGCGGAUGGCGUGCAAGCUGAGGGUGCUUCUAAGUCCUUGGUGUCUCACUGGCUUCUCAUUUGUCUGUGCAGAUGUUUCUGGGGCUGUUGGUCUCAACCACGGUCUAGAAUUUUAGUAUUUAGAAGACUAGGGUUGAUGAUACCCACUUUCCUCAGGCUGAUGUGGAGUUCUGAGGAAGGGCUGUGCUUGGUCAUUUAGGAUCUACUCAGUGAGGUGAAAACCCUUCAGAAUAGUGCAAUGCAGAAAGAGGUAGUAGUCUUGCUAACCAACAAGAACUCUACUUAACAUCUUGAAGUCACAAAUCCCACCAAGCUUCAUAUUUUUUUUAAAAAUCCCUGCUUAAAAUGUUAGCUUCUCUACUCCACUCUUCAUCCUCAGAAUGAUGCACUGUCUUCCUUUGGCCCCUAUCCAAGUGGCUGAAGACUCUGCAAAUGGGUCAUUUCUUUGCAGAGUACAUACUUGACAUUUGGCUCUUUGUUGAGAUCAUUUUCCUCUCUAAAAGUUUGUAGGCAUUCUGACAGUUCCCUCCUUGGGAAUCUAACAGGUAUAUUGAAAUGAUCAUCUUUGUCCCCUCAUUUAACACCCUUGCCUUUGUCAUCACUGUCUGUUCACACAUUGGUCUUUCUCCCAUAUUCGUAUAAUUUUCCCGAAGCCAUCAUGGAAACUUUGUCUUUGAUGAAUCAUGCUGUGUGCCUAUGCUCCUCCUUCCCCUCUUCCCUCUCAGACCAUGCAACAGGAUUCCUUCUUCCCCCACAAAGCUAAACUCUGUACUUGUGCCUUGGACUCCUUGCUCUCCUAUGUCUUUGAGAGAUUGGUAAUUAUUAUUCUUUAUCCUUCCUGGAUAUUUGACCUUUGUCCACCACCACCGUGCUGUAAUGCAGUAGACAAACGUGCAGAGGACUCUUGGACCAUAAUCUUUAUGGCUGAGUAUUCUUUUGGUAUAGUUAUUGUCGGCAUGUCCUCACUUUCCAUUUCUCUCAGAGUGGUGUCAAUUCCUGCUCCUCCAAUAAAUGGCUCUUGCCAAGAUCAACUGGGUACUUGCUAGUCUUUACAUUAUUUGGCCUCUCUCCAUGAAUAACACUCCCCGACCUUGAUUUCUGUGAACCCAUAUCCUUGGGAUGUCCUCUGAUGUAGUUUCUCAAGCUCCUCCACCUGCCCUGAUGGGUUAGCAUUUCUUGGGGUGGUUCUGAUCUUGAUUCAUUCUCUUUUCACUCUGCAGCACUCCCUGCAUGAGGUGAGGCGGGCCCUUUCUGUAAUGCCCAACUUGAGAUUGAUGACUCUUACAUCUGCACUCCUUGACUUUGCAGUUGAACUUCAGCUCUGCACGCCCUCUUAGAUGUUCUGUAAACACAUCAAACUCCACAUGUCCACAAUGAGACUCUUUUUCUUUCCCCUCUUACUCAACAUGUAUUACCCCAGAACACCACUCAACAAACAUUACCUUCUCCAUCAGAUUGUGAGUUCCUAAAGGCAGGGGAUGUGUUUCUCUAUUCAUCUUUCUAUCCUCAGCACUUAACACAGGUCCUGGGAAAUGGUAGGUGCUCGGUAAAUGUGUGUUGAAUAAAUGAAUGAAUGGCCAAUUGAGAGAAUUUGCUUUACUUGGAGCCAAACAAAUGAAGCUGCCUUUAAGUUUUUAUGUUAAAGCAAUCAAGAAAGCCCAUUAAACCCUCCGUGUUUCCAAGAAAACUCAUAUGACUUCUUUCUUUUUUGCAAUUGUUUUAGAGCUGCACUGUCUCAGAACUUUCUGUGAUGAUGGACAUGCAUUAUAUCUGUGCUGUACAAUAAUGUCAUCACUAACAUAAUGUGAUUACUGAGCAUUUGAAUAUGGCUGAGGAACUGAAUUGUUAUUUUUUUCUAAUUUCAGUUAAUUCAUGUUUAAAUAUCCAAAAUAGGCCAG